UCGAGAAACAACAAAUGAACAUGGCCAUCGGCCGUGUGAGAAAUUGGCUUGUAAACUUGGCAACAAAGCCAUUUGCCCAGAUAUGUACAGAACAAGGGUUGCUGGCUAAUCAGCAUAAUCAGUUAAAUCAGAUUAGAACAAAGAUGGUAGACCAUAAAAUGGCUCGGGAUAACAAAAGGAGAAAAAUACUUCAGGAACAUGGCCCUGAGAGAUUCCGUGUCAACAUGGUCCGAAAAAGCAAAGCAAUACCAAGAGAAAUAAAAGAGCUUGCUGAUAAGGAGAUUAGACAGUUUCCACUAAACAGUGCGUACACUAGAAUCCAUAAUAGGUGUAUACUGACUUCACGUCCUCGUGCUGUGCUGAAAAGAUGGCAUGUCAGUCGAAUUAUGUUUCGCCAUCUUGCGGAUUACAAUAAACUCUCAGGAUUUACAAGAUCGUCAUGGUGAUAUUUAACUCAUAAUGAGAUUGUGUAUUAUUACUCAAUUUGUUAAAAAAAUACAAUUAUACAUGCAUUAAUAAAAUAUCAUUUUAUCGAAA
Messenger RNA from Saccostrea echinata, 537 nucleotides. Its product is annotated as small ribosomal subunit protein uS14m-like. The record is from RefSeq and is a predicted model, not a curated record. Lineage: Eukaryota; Metazoa; Mollusca; Bivalvia; Ostreida; Ostreidae. The transcript has 3 exons. Gene Ontology annotation, cellular component: mitochondrial small ribosomal subunit; ribosome. The coding region runs from base 15 to 446 and encodes 143 amino acids. Gene Ontology annotation, molecular function: structural constituent of ribosome. Gene Ontology annotation, biological process: translation.